This is a messenger RNA of Phytophthora sojae, 636 nucleotides long. RefSeq lists its product as hypothetical. The record is from RefSeq and is a predicted model, not a curated record. Bases 1 to 636 code for a protein of 211 amino acids. The transcript has 3 exons. NCBI's taxonomy places the organism in Eukaryota, Oomycota, Peronosporomycetes, Peronosporales, Peronosporaceae.
AUGGGGAUCUGGUUGCAAAGCCUUGGUAGCGGCAAACAGUGGUACAAGGGAAACAUGGAGAAAACUGACUGCGUGACCCCUGCGAAUGCGAUUCCUGUCAUUUCUACUCUGACACCAACGGAUUAUGUGGAGUGUUUACGAGACGCGCUGGAAUGCCAAUCCGGUGAAGUUGACCGGACAAUUACGUCAAUGGAAGGAGAUUGUGUUCGUCUGGAGCUAACCAUGAACAUCCGAUUCCUGUCCAGGAUUUGGGCCAUAAAUUUCGAGUUCGAUCUCGAACCUUUUGCUCCAGACCGAAUGGACUCGUUAGUGUCAAAGGUACGCUAUCAACAGGAUGAAUUGAGUCGGAUGAAGCAGCACGAGACGAAAUUGCAGUGCGAAUUAGCCGAGCUACGAGCACAAGUUGCGGCUCCGUGCAUCCUGCUUCAAGCAUCGCACAGAGAUACAAUGGCGAGACUUCAGUGGGAACCAGUCGGAUCGGAUAGCUUCGUAUUGAACGGCCGGCAUGGUGACAUCAGAAUUCGCGAGCCGGGUGUUUACACGAUCGGGGUCUGUGUGAGCGGCAUUUCCAAAGUUACGGGCAAAAUUUCGCUCUGGAAGAAUGGUCGAAACAUUCACCAACGAUGCUGGCUUUGA